This is a messenger RNA of Daldinia childiae, 1047 nucleotides long. RefSeq lists its product as uncharacterized. The record is from RefSeq and is a predicted model, not a curated record. Bases 1 to 1047 code for a protein of 348 amino acids. Gene Ontology annotation, molecular function: monooxygenase activity; flavin adenine dinucleotide binding. The transcript has 4 exons. NCBI's taxonomy places the organism in Eukaryota, Fungi, Ascomycota, Sordariomycetes, Xylariales, Hypoxylaceae.
AUGUCUUCUAUGGACAGUAGUCCUGGAGUAGUCCCACUGGGUGUCGAGUGGCCUCCUAAAGCCGAUCUUCGAAAGGACGUCUAUAAGCCCCUGCCCAUGAUUCCUCUGGGUACUAUUAAUCCCUCUGAAAUCAUCGGCGACGCUCCUACUAUCCAGGCCAAGGUUGUUAUAGACGCUUUCAAUAAUGCCUUGUUCGAUAACGAUGUCAAGAAGUUGGCUAGCUGCUUCUAUACCGAACAGUCCGUAGCUAUUAUCGGAUCAGCUAAUACUGCAUUCGAUAUCAUUCAGGACUGCCAUGCUGCAGGGUUAAGAACGACCAUGGUAGCUCGAUCACCAACUUACGUCUACCCGUACGAAUAUGUAGUGAAUCCGCACGGCUUUGGAGUGUACGACAACCUACCUCUCGAAGUAGCCGAUCGACUUAUGUAUACUUUACCUCCAACUCUUGACGGACAAUUCUCACACGGGCUGUUUUCUUACCUUGCCUCCCAAGAACCGGACCGCUAUCUCCCCCUGGCUAAAGCAGGGUUUCCGGUCCUUGACAGUAGGAACCCGUCAGUGGAUAUCCAAAAUAUCUUAGUCGAGCGUGGUGGUGGACAUUACGUCGAUGUAGGCGGCACGAAUCUUAUCUCUGAAGGCAAAGUUGCCGUACGUGGGCGUGUCGAGCCUGUAGGCUACACUGAAACUGGACUACGCCUUUCUGACGGCAGUGUCCUUGAUACCGAUGCAGUGAUUUGGUGUACGGGAUUCGCUGAUAAAGAUGUUCGUACAAUAGCAUUAGGAGUACUUGGUGAAGCGGAUCCUGAUAUGACUGAUGUUCUUGGCCCAAAGGAUAUCGUAGCGCGACUAGACGCCACAUGGGGUGUAGACGCCGAGGGAGAAGUUCGCGGGGUGUGGAAACGUCACUUACGUAUGCAGAAUUACUGGGUAAUGGGAGGCGUUAUCCAACAGCAGCGCUGGUGGUCUCGACCGAUGGCCCAGCAGAUCAAGUUGGCUUUAGAAGGAGAUUUACCAUCUGCUUACCGGGAUACGCCGGAGCCUAAUUGA